CAGAACAUCGCUGAAAGUAAAUCACAACAAAUCUGAGCUGCUCUCGUUCGGCUCCGAUUCCAGAGCGUUUUUCGGGUUCUCUUCGUCUGCUGAGUCGAAUGUUGGAUUAAAAUGGCAGUGAACCUGAGCAAGAACGGCGCCGUGCUCCAGGCGGCUUACGACGAGGUGGUGGACGCCAAGUCAGACACAAACUGGGCCUUGUUCACCUACGAAGGGAACAGCAACAACAUUCGUCUAGCACAAAAAGGAGACGGUGGUCUGGAGGAGAUGGUGGAGGAGCUGAGCAGUGGGAAGGUGAUGUACGCGUUCUGCCGCGUCCAGGACCCGAACUCGGGUCUGCCCAAAUACGUCCUGGUCAACUGGACAGGCGAAGGCGUGAAAGACACCCGUAAAGGAAUAUGUGGCCACCACGUGAGCUCCAUGGCCAGAUUCCUGCAGGGAGCACACGUGACCGUAAACGCGCGGGCAGAGGAUGACGUGGAACCAGCGGCCAUCUUGGCUAAAGUGGCCAAAGCAUCUGGAGCCAACUAUAACUUCCACAAGCAAACAGAGCACAGAGAUGCCCCCAGAGGACCUGUGGGCUCUGUGUAUCGUAAAAUCAACGCCAUGGAGGAAAUUCAGCAAACCAACAAGGACGACUUCUGGGACCAGGCUCAGAGGGACGAAGAGCUUCGUCAGCAGGAGGAGAAGCAGCGAGCUGAGCUGGAGCGACAGAAGCUGGAGAAGGAGAGGAUGGAGAUGGAGGAGAGGCAGGCCAAGGAGAGGGAGAGGAAAGCCAAGGAGCGAGCCCAGCAGGUCCAGCAGCAGAGGACUUAUGAGACCCAGAGAGAGGAGGAGCCGGGAAGAGCCAGGCAGCAACAGCGGCCGGGCUCUGUGUAUCGUAAAAUCAACGCCAUGGAGGAAAUUCAGCAAACCAACAAGGACGACUUCUGGGACCAGGCUCAGAGGGACGAAGAGCUUCGUCAGCAGGAGGAGAAGCAGCGAGCUGAGCUGGAGCGACAGAAGCUGGAGAAGGAGAGGAUGGAGAUGGAGGAGAGGCAGGCCAAGGAGAGGGAGAGGAAAGCCAAGGAGCGAGCCCAGCAGGUCCAGCAGCAGAGGAUUUACGAGAAACAGAGAGAAGAGGAAGAGGAGCAAGUGAGGAAGCAGCAGCUGAUGAACCAAGAGGACCAAGUGAACAAGAAGAAAACCAUAAACGCUGCUGCAUCAGUGCAGAAAGCCAACGAGGCCAAAGCUCUCAUCUCUCAGAGGUCCUUUAAUCCCAGAGACGUCUUCAAGCAGAGGGAGGAGAGUCUGGAGGCCAAGGACGCUCUGUCUCCCACGGCAUCCAGGCCUGGAAAGGUGCAGAGCUCAUUUUUCUCUCAGGGGUCCUGUGAGGUUCCUCUGGAGACCGAGGACUUGCUCUCAUGGAGGACCCACCUGUCUCCUGCCUCACCCACUGGAGACAUCUACCAAUCACCACAGGCCGCACAUCCACCUGCUCCCGCAGACGACAAUGAAUGGUCAGAUGAGUUUGAUGACGGUGGUGAAGCUGCUUCAGAAAACGAUGCAGCUCAGGAUAAUCUGUAUGAUGCACCAAGUUCAGUCAGGGACGAGAGCCUCUAUGAGAACACUCACACCGUUGGAAAUGGUGACAAUCCAUAUGAUAUGAAAGAGAACAUCUGUGCCGUAGCUCUGUACGACUACCAGGCUGAGGAUGACACUGAGAUCACCUUUGACCCUGAUGACCUCAUAACUGGGAUAGAGAUGGUAGACGAGGGUUGGUGGAAAGGCUUCGGACCCGACGGACACUAUGGCCUCUUCCCUGCAAAUUAUGUGGAGCUUGUUCGUCACCCGUCUUAGAUUUAAUCACAAAGUUGUGAUUCAGGUUACAUAUGUGAUUGUUUACUGACAUUUACUAAAUGUCCUUCUUGUAUGAACUUGAUUGUUGUACAUGACUUGAUUAAUAAACGACUAAUACUUAAA
Messenger RNA from Betta splendens (Siamese fighting fish), 1962 nucleotides. RefSeq names its product drebrin-like protein A. NCBI's taxonomy places the organism in Eukaryota, Metazoa, Chordata, Actinopteri, Anabantiformes, Osphronemidae. The transcript is spliced from 17 exons. The record is from RefSeq and is a predicted model, not a curated record. Gene Ontology annotation, biological process: positive regulation of dendritic spine morphogenesis; neuron projection morphogenesis; positive regulation of axon extension. Gene Ontology annotation, cellular component: postsynaptic density; cortical actin cytoskeleton; lamellipodium. Gene Ontology annotation, molecular function: actin filament binding. The coding region runs from base 112 to 1839 and encodes 575 amino acids.